UAAAAUGCUGCUCGCUUCUCUGGCUGUUGCUCUCUCUCUCUUUCUCCUAUUUGCCUUUCUCUUUCUCUGUUUUAUUUCUUUUCCUCUGUCUGUCUUGCCAACCUACGUAGCACAGCAUGCUCAACAUCAGCAUAGGGAGAUAGAUAGAACAGCAAAAGUGAGGCAGAAGAAAAGGACAGAAAUAUGUCUAGCUCUAACAUCUCACUCCGUGUGAAUGCAGCCUGCUGUGUCAUCCGUCAUCCAUCUGUGUGGGGGACAUCUUUGAUCUGUCAAAGAAGAGGAUCUUUGAUUUACCAGAGUUGGAUAUCUUUGUGACCUGUUGAGGAAACAUCUCUUUUCAAAUCUACUAGAAAAGGAUAUCAUUGUACAGUGGGGGAUCUCUCCUCAUUGUGUAUUUCUAAGGAGGAUAGGAGAGCGUGUGUCCUUUGUGUUGGCCAAGGCAAGGCUCUCGGAAUACUGUAAUGGUUAAAGACUUCAUUCAGGGAUGGCCCCCUUACUACUGAAUUGUCGACUUUUGCUUUGGUGAAGGCAAAAAAAUGAUGAGAAAUGUGAUAUGAUAUUGAGCUAUAAAUGCAUUCAACUCAACUUUUCAUCUGCCAAUAAUGCGUAGGACACCACCCCGUCUUGACGGAACACAACAAAAGAACGACAAGCAGCAGGGUGAGGAAGAAGAGGAGGGAAAAGAGGCGGAACAAGAAGAGGAAGAGAAGGGAGAAGAGGAGGGACAUCAUGAUUUGGCUAAAUCUUCUCUAUGCCCGUCCUGUAGGCGUGGUUUUGAUGUUGCCCUUCUCCUACCAUGCUCCCAUACCCUGUGCGGGCGCUGUGUAGGAGGUGGAGAGGGGGCAGGGCGAUGUGGAGAGGGGGCAAGGCAAUGUGUACUGGAUGAGGAAGGGGACGGUGUGUGCCAUGCUUCCCGUGGUGGCACCUGUUCUGCCCACCACCGCUCUACCAGUACACCUGUGUGUGCCGUGCUGUGCCCUUGCUGUCGCCACCCUGUGGAGCUGCCAUGCUGGGAGUGGGCUUCUGCCACCUGUUGCCUGCCCCCUGACCCCACCCUGACCCCUGGGUGGACAGCCAGUAGUGCUGGGGACCAGGCGGAAGGAGGGAUGAAGGCCUUCUCACAGAGGAAUCCAUUCGGCAGAGACAAAGAGGACAUCACGGACCAGAUCACUGCUGCAUAUGAUGCAGGCUCACCACUGGAGGGUACUAUAGACCUGCGAGAGGAGGAGAUGGAACAGUCUGUCUCAGGUCUGACAUUCACCCUGGACCCCUCUGCUGCUGCACCCUCCCUCCAUCUCUCCACCUCUUCUCUCACUGUGACCUUCCACGGACCAAGCCCUCCACCACUCCCCUCUCGCCAUCAUGGAAACAGGGUGACAGGGUCAGUAACGAGCACUGAAUCCCAGGAGUCUGCCCCUCAGCCCCUCCCUCAGGUGUGUGGGGAUGUGGUCAUCGUCAGGGGUCAGUUCUACUGGGAGGUGGACGUCUGCAACAGCACCCUCUACAGGAUAGGAGUGAGCUCAUUGGACGAUGCUUGCGGCUGGUGGCUGGAAAGGCGGGGCUUGUCCUUCUCCACUGUGUACGAUAGCCGUCGGGAGCCCUUACAUGCCGUGCCACCCCAGAUCAAGACACUAGGGCUGUUCCUCAACAUGGGUGGAGGGGCGCUGAGCUUCCACAACCCUCUGACCCAGGAGCACCUGGCCACCCUACCCACUCGCUUCAGCCAUGCUGGGGUACGUCCCGCUCUGGGGCUGGGCCAGGGCAGGCUGAGGCUCCACUGUGGCCUACCCCCUCCACCUCACGUCUUUCUCAGCCGAGCAUCCGACUAUAGAGGGCCUACUGGAGCUGGUGGGGGUCGCUGGCGCAGAGACAUGCCCUUCCGAUCUGUACGGAUGGUCAUCCAGAAGUUUGAGGAGCUGGCGGUGUCAGAUUCUGACUCAGGGCUGGUGUCCAGUUUUGGGUCAUCCUGCUCCACUCUGGCCGAACCAGGCCCAGGCCUCAGCUUCAGCCUCAGCCCAGGAGCAGCUCUCCAUUCUGGGAAAGAGGGGAAGGAGGCUGGGGCAGAGUGACAUAUGGAGGACAGAGUAUAGUACCUUGUACAAUGAAGGGCCUCUACCCUGCUGGUGAUAGGAGCAAACUGCUACCACAUCACACUGUCACAUCAUCACAUUGCAAAUAGGUUGUCACAAAGUUGGUCAUGACAAUGUGUGACAAAUUUGGGAUAAACGUGUGAGAUGGAAGGACCAUUCUUCUGCUGUAUGAUGGGAGAAAAGUGAAUAACACACCAACUCUUUGGGAUGAGUUUGAUCUUUGGACGACCAUUUCCAUGUCUAAUUUCCCAUCUCUGAAGAACUCUCUGUGACUUCUCCCCAGGAUGCUGGGCUUCCUCUCAGCUACAUAACCCCUGGAGGUUUGGGGCUGGGCCAGCGCUGUUUGUGGGGGUGUUAGGAGGAUGUCUCACUGGGGGUCCCACACUCUGGUGUGGGGGUUGAUUGUAGGACAGUAGGGUUGAUAUGGAUGGUGGAGGUGUGUGUGUGUGUGUGUGUGUGUGUGUGUGUGUGUGUGUGUGUGUGUGAGGAUGUGAGGCGUGGGAGUCAGUGGCGGUAACACUACCCGUGUUGACUCAGGGUCACAAAGACAGGUGGUUACGUACGUUUAUCCCGCAGGAUGUGUGUGUGUGUGUGUGUGUGUGUGUGUGUGUGUGUGUGUGUGUGUGUGUGUGUGUGUGUGUGUGUGUGUGUGUGUGUGUGUGUGUGUAUGUGUGAGAUGGUUGGAGCAUGAAUAAGUCAGAAAUGUUAGAUUGUUUGUCCACUUGAUUGUGAUAUUCAAUCCUACUGCAACAUUAUUUGUCUGGUCAUCUGAACCAGGAAGUAGUAUUAAAGAGAGAUUUCCCUCUGUCCCA
Salmo salar (Atlantic salmon) is the source of this 2902-nucleotide messenger RNA. RefSeq lists its product as uncharacterized. Gene Ontology annotation, molecular function: protein binding. Lineage: Eukaryota; Metazoa; Chordata; Actinopteri; Salmoniformes; Salmonidae. The record is from RefSeq and is a predicted model, not a curated record.